AUGUCUGGAAAAUUUGAGCCCAAGGUCCCGGUUCAGCUCAACCCUCCCAAGGACGAUCCCAUCUCUGUGGAGGAUCUUGCAAAGGCUGAUGGAACCGAAGGCCAAAACUGCUAUGUUGCCAUCAAGGGCAAGGUCUACGAUGUAACUGGCAACAAGGCAUAUCAGCCAGGCGGUUCAUACCACGUAUUUGCUGGCAAGGACGCCUCCAGGGCUCUUGGAAAGACCUCUACGAAGGCUGAGGACGUCUCUUCUGAGUGGCAAGACCUCCCCGACAAGGAGAAGGGAGUCCUCAACGAUUGGAUCACGUUCUUUUCCAAAAGAUACAAUGUGGUAGGGGUCGUUGCCGGAGCCACCAACAUGGAAUAA
This is a messenger RNA of Pestalotiopsis fici W106-1, 366 nucleotides long. RefSeq lists its product as uncharacterized. Lineage: Eukaryota; Fungi; Ascomycota; Sordariomycetes; Amphisphaeriales; Sporocadaceae. Gene Ontology annotation, cellular component: membrane; endomembrane system. The coding region runs from base 1 to 366 and encodes 121 amino acids. The record is from RefSeq and is a predicted model, not a curated record. The transcript has 4 exons.